This is a messenger RNA of Phytomonas sp. EM1, 1119 nucleotides long. The record is from the annotation of a GenBank genome assembly. NCBI's taxonomy places the organism in Eukaryota, Euglenozoa, Kinetoplastea, Trypanosomatida, Trypanosomatidae.
GAUCAUUUUCUUUCUACUUAUUCACCAAGGUUUGUUUCAUCGGCCGUGAGGAAAGGCCUUCCAUGUUAGUUUCCUCAAAUGAUUGUGACACAUUCUCUGACACAUAUGGUUGCAUUUUCAAUGCGUGUGUGGGCUACCAAUCACCCUUCCCAAUCGCCCGUUUUGGGGACCAAUUAAACUCUUCGAAGGAGAUAAGGGCGGUGGCCAUGGUAAGACAAUCUGGAUUACUGAAGACACCCCUUGCAUGGCGGCUCUUGAGUCUUGAUAUCUCGAAAAGAGAUUCUUGUUCUUCAUUUGAGCAAUUACUUUCAAUGCGGAAUAAUUUUUUGGAAUUGAAAAGCGAGAACCAGAAGCUUUUCCGAAACAUUGACCAGUAUAAACAGGUUACAGGGCUAGCGUUCCGAACACAUGAGAACAGCUUUUCGGCUAGUUUUUACCAUCAACCACAACAGUUGUCCCUGACCGCGAAACACAUAGCGGUAAAAGGAAUUCAAUCUCUCUCUUUCGCCUAUGGCGAUUGGGUAUGGUGUGCAGGCAGCGGUGACCCCCUCACUGUCUUCUCUCUUGACAUGGAGCACUUAUUUUCUGACACAGUAAUAAAGUCAGAUUUCAGUUUAGAAUUGCCCUCAGUUGGAAGUUGUAGUAUUAUGACUGCAGCAGCUUCGACUGCCAUAGUUUUCCAUGAAAGGGGAAUAUAUACCGUUGAUAGGCGAAAUGGGAAGCACUCUUGUGCUGAGUUCUAUAUAGAGCAAAGACAUAUCUGUAGCGGGGGGAUAUCUGGAGAAGAGUAUUUAGUGUGUUCUACGAAAUCAGAGGAACUUCUUGUGCUUGAUCGUCGAAGAAUGGCGGAGCCUUUGUUGCGACGAGACUUUGGUACUGCAGCAUCAGUUCGAUCGCAUAACAAAGACAGCGUUGCUCUUCUCGUCACGCGAAACCAAGUUGGCGUCUUUGAUGUGAUUUCACUGGAUGUUUUAGGAUCUGUCCAAGCUGCAGAUGGUGACAUUCUAGAUGCAACUUUUUUUCGGUGUACAUCCCAGACUAUACAGCUAUGCAUAGCAGAGUCCAAUGGUAUGGUGUAUGAUUGGUCUAUGACACUCUGAAGAGUUAGCCUCUCGGACA